Drosophila teissieri is the source of this 2932-nucleotide messenger RNA. RefSeq names its product pollen-specific leucine-rich repeat extensin-like protein 1. The coding region runs from base 405 to 2711 and encodes 768 amino acids. NCBI's taxonomy places the organism in Eukaryota, Metazoa, Arthropoda, Insecta, Diptera, Drosophilidae. The record is from RefSeq and is a predicted model, not a curated record. The transcript has 3 exons.
GGAUAAAAUAAACGAAAGUGUUUCGGCGUUACCUGAAAUUGUUAAAGUGCUGCGCAAGCGCCGGUCCUUUAAAACCAUUUGCGAAUCGAUUUCGCAGGAGUAAACAACAUUGGUAAGACGCUUAUGCGAUCCGUGGUACAGCAAUCGUUUCGGAGGCUACAUUCCAGGCAUUCUGCAAAAGGAGUCGUCAACUUCGCGUCAAUUAUUCCAGCCAAUUGACUCCUUAACGCCGGUCACUGAGCCUUCUUAGGAUCCCAAUACACCCGCAUCUACUGCAUUCCUGUAUAGUUUGAUUUGUCAAUUAUUGGCGAAACUGCAAUAAUUCCAACGUCUGUGAUGCAGCAAUCGGCAGUAGAGAUUACAUUGCGCAUUUGCCGCCUUUCCUAAGCCGUCCAAAACUAUUAAUGAUGCAAAGGUGCAGUGAACUGGGCAAGAAUUCCGCGACCUGGCAGCUCCUAGUGCGCUUCGAUCGCAACAACCUGAAGGUGAAGAAGGGCCCAAACGGUCACUACUUGGAGAGCAGUUGUCGGGAUGAGCUGCGCAAGUCGCUACCUGCCAAGUCGUUCGAGGAACUGAUGACCUGGGUGGCUAAGUGGCUAAAACGGCUGGACGACUUGAACGGCAUGGUGAGCCCUGCAGUGAGAUCCCAGCAGGACAGCGACAAGGAAUCCAAGUUAUUUGCUGAGGAAGAAGUGAAAGUGGAAGUAUUGGCCAACCCAUCAGUUGUGGACCUUUGCAGCGAUGAGGAAGAUGAGGAGUCAGUUGUUCGCUUUCCUGAUAAGGAAACCCUGGACGCCGAAUCAGUUAUCUCCACGUCCUCGCUUAUGGUCCUUGACGAUGAGCUGGGCGAGGUCAACCUGAAGGACUAUGCUGAUCACGUCGAUGGAAAACUGGAUGAAGCCUCUUUAAGGAAGCGAAAUCGCCGCGAGGAGGAUAACACAUCGUUUAACGCCAAUAAGCAGACCUCGAUAAAGGAGUUCUUGACUCCCAACAAAACACCGAAAGAUAAAACUCCAUCGCCUGUCUUCCGUCGCGCCUUGAAAACGUAUGUCAGACGACCAAAGCUACCUGCAAGUGGCGAAGCAGGCGGCCAGGUACUGCGAGAACUGAACGUCAAAGAUGGUACCACAUCCAACACCUCCUUCAAGGAAGAUAAGUCAUCCGACCUCUUGGUUAUUGAUGAUCUAAGUCAAGAAGUCGCUGCGAGCAUAGAAGAAUGCCAUGAAAAAACAGAACCAAAAACCCCAACGGAUAAGGAGCCCAACCCAAGUGAUAUCAAGAUAGAAGUGCCAAAUUCCAACGACUUGAUCGAGAAAGAAACCUCAGCAAGCCAGGAUAUUAAAUCGAAGUCCGAUGUCCUGCGAAGUGUCGCGAUUAAGUCGGAACCUGAAGUGCAUUCGGAAAUGAAUGGAGAAGCGAAAGAAAAUAAUGAACCCAACGCAAAAAGUAAAAGUGAGAGUGAAAAGCCUGAUACCAGAUUGAACGAGCCACCAAAGCAAGUAGAAGCAAAAGGCAUACCGCUGGUGAAGGACUUAGUUUCCACCGACUCAGAGGCUCAUAUAGAAGAUACCCCUAAUUCGAAUGUAACCCCAGAAGUUCCCCCCCAAUUCCCUAUAAAUACGAUUCGAAUUCGUAGUGACCUGGUUUCCUCCCCAGUGGAUACGAUUCGGGUUCGCACAGAUCUGUUGCAGCAGCCAUCGGAUCCGCCACCAUCACGUGCACCUGUUGACCCGUCCGAAACUUCCAAAGCACAGGGAGCAGCUGAAAAGCGAAGACUGACACCGGAACCGGCAGGAAAUCAGUGCAAAUCGACUGACAGUAGCUUACACGGCCAGCCGAAGAGGUCAGCCGUGGAUAGCUAUAAUCCCACAUCAGUGGCCACCUCCACAUAUUCAUCGAAUGUUCCAGCAUUUACCGCCAGCUACCAAGUAAAUGGGCCUCCACCAACCGCUCCAGCCACAACGUCCACUUAUCCGGCGCCUGUUCUCCUUCCUGCUUCUCCAGUUUCCACGCUCAGUCGCCAACCAGUAGUUCCCCCAUCCCCACUAGCCAUAUCCACUCAAUCCUCUGCUGUGGCCCCAACACCAGUAUUCAACGCGGCAUAUCCACGGCCUCUCUCUGUGGUUGCUCCCACUGUAAUCAACUCCAGCUAUCCAGUGGAUCCGGGACGAGCCAACUCGAUUUGGUACCCUCCACCAAAUCAUCGUCCAGCUGCUCCGGUGGUUACUCGGCCCAGUACCACGCCCAAUUACCAGCCACCUCCACCAGCAGCUCCGUGCACCAGCUCCAGUUACCAGCCACCUCCACCACCUGCUCCGUGCACCAGCUCCAGUUACCAAAGAGCAAACCCUGUUCCUGCUGUACGGGCUAGUGCUUCAAGUUAUAGACUAAUAUUGCCAAGACCAGGGAAUACACCCAGAUAUCCCACACAAAACUCUAUGGCCCCUGCGCCCGCGACAUCCACCUGCUAUCAACCACAUAUUCCUGCGGCUCCUGCUCCUGCUCCGGCCCCAGCUGCAUCCAAUAAUGCGCAUCCCACAGGAUGCAAUCGUUCCCCCGACUUGACCAACAUCAUGGGCAUGCUGGCUCAGGUGGAGUUCUUCGCCUACGGCCAAAAGAAUCAAGAGGCUUUCGAUCUCGUCCAUCAGCUACGCCUAAGUCUCCAGAAGAAAGCGACAAGUACCCGCAUUGCAAACGACCACUUCUCGUGAAACUAGAAGGCUUACUCUCGAGGAUUGAUUUCUUCUCUAGCUGUUAGGAUUUGUUAAAUACGCAAUUAUGUUUUGAUAGGUUAUAUCAAAUAAAAUUAUUGUAAUACAAUACUAGGAAUUUUGGCAACUGUACAGUUGCGGGCAGAAUUGAAUUGUAUUUACAGUUUACUGUAUUAUGUUAUGUUAUUAAUUAUAUAAAAACUUAUAUAGGUUUUUGACUU